GAUGCGCUGUGUCCCUCGGUCACCGAUCACGGAAAGAGCCGAAGAUGUCGGCUCGGUCAUGUGAUCAGCUGUGUCCAAUCACAGCUGAUCACAUGGGACAUGUACACUGAUCAUCAGGGCACUGAUGAUCAGUGUGCCCUGAUGAUCAGUGUAGCCCCAGCAGUGCCACCUGUCAGUGUCCAUCAGUGCUUACGUCAGUGUCCAUCAGUGCCACGUGCCAGUGCACAUCAAUGCCACAUAUCAGUGCCCAUCUGAGCUGCCUUUCAGUGUCACCCAUCAGUGCCAAUCAGUGCCACCUAUCAGUGCUGCCAAUCAGUGCCACCUAUUAGUGCCAGUCAGUGCCGCCUAUCAGUGCGCAUCAGUGUCGUCUAUCAGUGCCAGUCAGUG
Molecule: messenger RNA, 387 nt
Organism: Staurois parvus
Lineage: Eukaryota; Metazoa; Chordata; Amphibia; Anura; Ranidae
Source: the annotation of a GenBank genome assembly